Messenger RNA from Aspergillus pseudotamarii, 1797 nucleotides. Its product is annotated as fungal specific transcription factor domain-containing protein. Gene Ontology annotation, molecular function: zinc ion binding; DNA binding. Lineage: Eukaryota; Fungi; Ascomycota; Eurotiomycetes; Eurotiales; Aspergillaceae. Gene Ontology annotation, cellular component: nucleus. Bases 1 to 1797 code for a protein of 598 amino acids. Gene Ontology annotation, biological process: DNA-templated transcription. The record is from RefSeq and is a predicted model, not a curated record. The transcript has 5 exons.
AUGUACACCAAGGCGGUCGUGGUGAGUACGCCGCCACUGGAGAGUGCUGGCUUUCUCGGCCCAACCAGCUAUCGCUCCUUGAUGAGUGAGGGGGUUGGUGAUAGUGAUCCUGGCGUUGCAGACACUGACCGUACAACGUAUACUAUUGAUCCGCGGCAACUAGAUCUGGGACUUAGAAUCCUGGAUUUCCUGGCCGAUAAUGCAAUCCUGGUGAGAGGUUUAGUGAAACAGGUGUAUCAGAUUGGGCGAACACCUAUUAUACCCGAAGUGCUUAUGCUACCCGCGCUGGAGAUGCUAUGGGAUAUCUUUGGGGACUAUAUUGCCCAAGAUGAACCAUCAAGGCUACGCACCGUUGUUCGCGUUUUCGAGAACUCCUACCAACAAGUCCCCGGCAAAUUGGCCAUGCAUGCUGGUGAGCUAUGCCACUGGAUCAGUGGUAAGAAUGUGAGGUGGGAAACCAUUGGCAGUAUAAUACAGAUUGCCACUAUGGGCUUGAUCCACACCCCCGAGCGUGAUGCUACCCGUAUUGACCCCCAACAGAGGAGCAAAGAUGUGGUUCUCGCCGAAAUGCUCGAGGUCACUGAUCAACUACUACCACUUAGCAAUGCACUACCGGUUGUCAAUCAACUUAUGGUCUGUCUGAAAUAUUAUCAGAUGAUGCUUGCCUCUCAAAGAUUUGGUGAUUCAAGUCGCUGGUUAUACUCGUCGCUUGGGGAGCUCUCUUCAUGUAUUUACGCUACGGGAAUUCAUCAGUAUGACAUCCCUACGGGACGGUACCCGGGGUUUAUUGACUUGUGGCGGAGGAGAUGCUUCGCUGUAGUGUAUUCUAUGGAUAAAACUAUUGCCACAAUACUAGGUCGACCACCCUCACUAACUCGACAUUAUUGUGUCUUGAAGCCGCCACUGGACAUUGAUGAUGACAUAGAUGCCUCGAAUUAUGAGGAGGGUCUCGAAAUGCUAGAUAGUAAUGGGUGGAAUGCUGACGGCAAACGACGCCCCUCUACUAUAGUUCGUCUUCGGUUCCUUCUGGCGACAAUACGAGAGGAGAUUCUUGAGCUACAUUUGGGGGUUAAUUAUGUCGACAUCGAAGGAAGGACAAGCAAUAUCUUGCAAAACCUUCAUUCAAUUUGGGAUACGUGCCCGAACCAUAUGAAAUAUUCACCAGACAUGUGGAAUGAACAGAUGCCCUGCCAAGACAUUAUUGCUCUUUUGUCCAUCUAUCUGGAUUAUCUUCACUCAAUCUUCUUGUUGCAUCGGUUUGCGGCCCAGGGAUGCCAAAGCGAAAAGCCCAAGGAGCUUCUUAUUGUGGCCAAGACUAUCCUUUCCACCGUCCUCGUGAUCAAUGAACAUCGAGAAAGAUCAAGAGAAGUCCGAAGCGACUUUUCCAGCAUUUUCCUACCGUACGGUCUCCCCAGUGCGGAGCUUCUUGCGACGGAGUUACUCCAAUCGUCCAAAUCAGUACUGAGUCCUACUUAUCCUAAUUUGCCUCGAGCGGAAAUAAUACGGGAGCUCACCCUCUACAUCUCCUGCCUAAGCUGGGUAGCUAGGCCCGGCAGUGGCAAUCUGGGAUUUUGCAAGAAGGUCAAGGCGAAACUGACCCGCAUCCUGGACCAAAUCCUUGACCCCUCGUAUGUCACGCCAGGCUCGAGUGUCAACGAUGCUGGAACCAGCAGCGAUGUUUCGUGGGCCUUUCCGGAACUCCUUGAUAACGACUUUACAAUCAACAGUUUACUUCACUCAGAUGAUGGGAGUAAUUGGGACCCUGGAUUUGAUUUGUUUUGUGGGCCUGUCUUCUAA